AUGCCUGGCCGUCUAAUCCCCAACCUGAUCCGGACCGCGGGUUCUCUACACUCCUCCUCCCUCACCUCUACUCCCAAUCACUCCAACUCCUCCUCAACAACCUCCGUUGAUGAAAUCCCCGGACAUCCAAAGAAGCCAGCCCACAAGUCAGCCCACAAGUCAGAACGUGCACGAUCUCCGGACCGCCGUCUAUCCUUCUCCAUGGAUCACUUGAUUCACCCUCUCCGGGACCACAGCAAAGAGAAGCGCCGCAGUCUGGGACGCGCAGGACGUUCGAAGGAGCGUUCUAGCCAUGAGGCGCACCAACCGGCGGCCAAGCUGGAUGUCCUGAUCGAGUCGCCACCACUGGUCUGCUAUGGCCCACCCACCAGCUCCACUGGCGCAUUGUUCUCCGGACGUUUGCGCAUCGCAGUCGCAGAGUUGCCUGGUGGAGUUGUCUUGAGCCAAUUUGAUGUGCGCCUCGUCCACAAGACAAGCACCAAGAAGCCUGUCUCGCAUCACUGCUCUGGCUGUGCUAGUCGCACUGAGGAGCUGACCCAAUGGAACUUUAUCACCGAGGAUCUGCACCUCAAUGGCGGAGACCACGACUUCCCUUUCAGCUACUUGUUUCCCGGCCACCUUCCUGCUUCUUGCAAUGGCGUGCUGGGCCAGAUUGAAUACUUCCUACUGGCGCAUGCCCGCAGCAUCACCGGAGAGGAAUAUAGCCUCAAGUUGCCUCUGGAUCUUAGCCGUUCUCUGCUUCCCGGCCCCGACAAGUCAUCCAUCCGCAUCUUCCCCCCAACCAACCUCACAGGCCGCAUUGUGUUGCCCUCCGUCGUUUACCCUAUCGGAAACUUCCCUGUCGAGAUGACUCUCAGUGGCGUGGUCGAAAAGGGAGAUAAGACGCAGACCCGCUGGCGUCUGCGAAAGAUGAUGUGGCGCAUUGAGGAGCAACAGAAGAUUAUCUCUACUGCAUGCCAAAAGCACGCUCACAAGAUCGGCGGCGAGGGCAAGGGUGUUUUGCAUCAGGAGACUCGUGUCAUCGGACACAACGAGGAGAAGACUGGCUGGAAGACCGACUUUGACACCGCUGGUGGUGAGAUCACCAUGCAAUUCGAUGCGAACAUCAACCCGGCUGCCAAUGCCGUGUGCGACAUGGAUGCCGCUGGCGGUUUAGAAGUCAAGCACAACCUUGUCAUCGAGCUUAUUGUCGCCGAGGAGUUCUGCCCCAAUGGCAACACCCGCCUAAUUACUCCAACCGGUGCUGCCCGUGUGCUUCGCAUGCAAUUCCACCUCCACGUCACCCAGCGUGGUGGUCUCGGGAUUAGCUGGGACGAGGAGAUGCCUCCCAUUUAUGAGGACGUUCCCGCCAGCCCUCCCUGUUACACCAAGCCCGAUCCCGCCCACAGCUUCAUUGAGGACUAUAACGGUUCCCUCCCUGACUACGACAACCUGGAGCGCAUAGACUCCUUGCGAUUGGACAGCAGCUCUACUCGCUCUUCCACCCUCUCCUCCAAUCGGUCUACCCACGGUCGCUUGCCGCGCUUUACCACUGACGAUCUCGUCACUGGGGAGUCGCCUGCCGCCUCGCCUGUUCCCUCGCGCACCCCAUCUCGCGCCCCUUCAACAGACUCCAUCCGUCAAUAA
Penicillium vulpinum is the source of this 1626-nucleotide messenger RNA. RefSeq names its product alpha-arrestin. The record is from RefSeq and is a predicted model, not a curated record. Lineage: Eukaryota; Fungi; Ascomycota; Eurotiomycetes; Eurotiales; Aspergillaceae. Gene Ontology annotation, molecular function: protein-macromolecule adaptor activity; ubiquitin protein ligase binding. Gene Ontology annotation, cellular component: cytoplasm; cytosol; plasma membrane. The coding region runs from base 1 to 1626 and encodes 541 amino acids. The transcript has a single exon. Gene Ontology annotation, biological process: ubiquitin-dependent endocytosis.